This is a messenger RNA of Trichobilharzia szidati, 778 nucleotides long. The record is from the annotation of a GenBank genome assembly. NCBI's taxonomy places the organism in Eukaryota, Metazoa, Platyhelminthes, Trematoda, Strigeidida, Schistosomatidae.
GAUGAAACGUGUUGUCGUUCUUGGUUGUGGUGCUUGGGGUACUGCUACUGUUAAGCUUGUUGCUGACAACAUUAAAUCUUCAAAAGAAUUUCAUGAUGAAGUUUAUUGGUACGUAAGAGAUGAAGAUUACAAUGGUCGUAGCCUAACCACUUGGAUUAAUCAAGAACAUAUAAAUCCCAAGUACUUGCCAACGCUUGAUAUUCCUUCGAAUGUUUCCGCUUACUCUAAUAUUCAGAAAGUGGUCGAGGAAGCUGAUAUUAUAUUAGUGUCUUAUCCAUCAUGCUACAUUCUAUGGUUGGUAGAAAAUGUGAAGAAGUUUAUCAAAGACGGUGCAUAUUUUGUCUCCUUUUGUAAGGGUCUCAUUCUGUGUCCCGAAGAAAACAGAAUUAAACUGGUAAGCGAUGUUAUUCGAGAACAAACUGGUAAAAGCUGCGUAGUCGUUAUCGGAGCUACAACAGCUGUUGAAGUGGCCAAGCAACAUUUCACUGAGGCAACUAUCGGCUCCAAGAAUCUUACAUAUGCGCAUGAAGUAAAAAGACUUCUACAGUCUGAUUACCUCAAGCUUGUUAUAACUCAAGAUGAUGUUGGCGUGGAAUUGUGUGGAGCAUUGAAGAAUGUCGUGGCAAUAGCUGCUGGAAUAUGUCACGGUUUAGAUUUAGGAGACAAUACUAAGGCUGCAGUAUUGCGUAUUGGGUUUUGGGAAGUAUCUGAGCUGAUGAAAGAGUUGUUCCCCGACAGAGGUAUGUUCGCAUUUACUUUUCCUGUUUUUCACACCUGA